ACCUCAUCCCUGGUGUGGGAUGACGUCAAAUUCAAGAUGGAUGGAAUCACGACCAGCGCGCAGAAAUCCACACAACACUGACUAAAGUCGCGCUGCGUGGAGGAAAGACCCACUCUCACGACGGGCAGGGUAAGUGUGGCCUGGCCAGAAAACUUCACGUUCAAUAAAACGAGCGGGGAGGGGGAAACAUAGUUGGUGGAGUGCUGUCAACGAGAACCUUUUUCCUUUUCCUCCCUGACGUAACUCGAAAGGGGGAUUGUGCUGCUGUAAAAACCGGACCAGCUACAACCUGUUUUGCGGCCAGGCCGGGUUGAAGCGUAUUUAAGAAAAAAAAUAAAAAAUCAAAAACAAAUCAGAGGAGCACUUCCACUGAGGGGAGCGGUCAUAAUUCACUCCCCGCACACUCUAGCAGCGUCUCCGUGUUUUCAUUCCGGGAUUACCGCGGCGGAGUCCAUUGAAACGCGCUCAACUUUUCCACCCCCGUUAAUUUGAUAGAGCUGUUAACUGUUAAAGCGGAUGGGGCUGUAGCCUCGGCUCCGGGGCUGUUUAACGGCACACGCGUGCAGCCAUGGAGAGCCUGGUGCAUUACAGUAACCCCUCCCAUGCCCUCUCAGUGUUGGGGCUGCUCAAUGAGCAGCGUCUGCGUGGCCAAAUGUGUGAUGUGGUUCUGGUGGUGGCGGACCAGACGUACCAGGCCCACAAGAGUGUUCUGGCGGCCAACAGCGAGUAUUUCCAGUCCCUCUUCACACGGACGAACGCAGAGUCGCUGAAAAUUGUGAACCUGGACUUCUGCGAGCCUGACGCCUUCGAGAUAGUUUUGAAUUACAUUUACUCCUCCUCACUCUUCGUGGACAAAGGGAGCCUGGCAGCCAUUCAAGAGCUGGGUUACAGCCUUGGAAUCCCUUUCCUCACCAACAUUGUGUCAACAAGGCCACAUGCAUCCUACUGCGUGUCGAGAAAAAGGCUUUCGUACUCGGAGGGCGACGACAAUGAUGUCCAGACAAGGAGCGUCAUUGUGUGUCGGGUCCGGAACGACACAGUUCAUCCCUCUCGCUCAAAUUAUCAGAAGAAAACAUCAGAGAGAUCCACGUCUCCCCAUCCUGCCCGAGAGUCAGCUCAGCCUGCGUCAGAAUACAACUCCUAUGAAUCAGGCCGGAGAUCUGAAUCCAACAGGAAAUCAUCUGAACAGAGUGAAGCCUCUGAGAGGAAGCCCACCUAUCCAUACACCUCCAUUUUAAAAGGGAAUGAAUCGCACGUCUCUUCUGUUCGGCCCCAGCUGACGUCGUCGGUGUCUUUCAGCGACGCUGAAGUGCAGCACAUCAGGCUGCACUCGGGAGCCGACCAGGACACUAAGGAGGAGAACGAGGAGCAGGAGCCCCACUAUCAUACCAAAGUGCCCUUUCAGGCUCAGGCCAGCGAGCCGAGCCAGACCAUCGACAGGAGCGGGCCGCUCAUAAAAAGCCUCCUCCGAAGAUCUUUAUCCAUGGACAGCCCCGUUCCAGUCUUCUCACCCACGCUGGAACUCAAGGAGUUGCACAAUCGAGAGCAGUCAGUUGUCAAAAUGGCGUCAACGGCAUCCGGGCCAGAAACAUCGGCCCACAACGGCAGUUCGACAAGAACAUCCCCCCUGGUUCUCAGGUCAAAAUACCCCAGCAGGUAUGAUGAAGAAUCUCAGGUAGAAAGAGAGGCCAGCGUGAAAGCUGAGCCUAGCAGUCCACUAGCUGACCCCAUGGACAUUAUUCGAAUCACGGUCGGAGAUGCUCUGCCAGUCAGCCUCAAAGACUUGCAGACAAAUUAUGACCAAGGUUCCAGGCCGGACUGCAAUCCUCUGGGGAAAAGAAGAGACAGGCAAGACAACAGACGGUACCCGUUCAAGAAAAGCAGAAUAUUUAAGGAACACGCCCUCUCGCUUGACGCGAACGUGUCAGAAACAGUACCUCAGCAUGCCGGCGGCGACCCCAGUGAGAACAGUGGGGAGCCGCCUCAAAACAAGAUUUUCAAAUGCUGGAACUGUUUAAAGGUUUUCCGGUCCAGUGCCGGACUGCACCGCCAUGUAAAUAUGUAUCACAACCCGGAAAAGCCGUAUGCCUGCGACAUCUGCCACAAGCGCUUCCAUACCAACUUCAAAGUGUGGACACACUGCCAAACUCAGCAUGGCGUGGUACAAAACCCAGCAUCCUCCUCCAGCUCCUCCGUGCUGGACGAGAAAUUUCAAAAGAAGUUGAUAGACAUUGUGCGCGAGAGGGAAAUCAAAAAAGUGCUGCUCUGGAAGCUAAAGAGGAAUAAGCAGGGCUUGCAAUCUUCUGCACUUACCAAAAAGAGAUCAAGGCCCAGCUUAAUAUGCCCGUAUUGUGGGAAGGUCUUUGUAUUCCAGUCUCAGUACAGGCAGCAUUUAAGGACACAUCCUGCCGAGAAGGCCGAUCAGGACACGGAGAGCGAGAGCAUCCUCUAUCAGGAACAGGAUGAGAUCAUUCAACAGAAGAACAGUGACGCUGGUGUUUACUCCUGUAGGCUUUGUAACAUGAAACUGUCAUCGCUCUUGGAACAGGGCGACCACGAGAGGGGCUGCCGGCACGCAACCGUGUGCCCUUACUGCGGCCUCCGGUUCUCCAGUCCCGUCGUCAAGAAGGACCACGAGGCUCACUGUAAGUACAAGAAGCUGACAUGCCUCGAAUGCAUGCGGACUUUCAAAUCCUCCUUCAGCAUAUGGCGCCACCAGGUGGAGGUCCACAACCACAACAUGAUGACUGUUAAAGACCAAAUCCACCUGAAACAGCAAGAGAACAGCGAGGAGACGGCUGAUCUACUCAAAGAGGAGCAUUACAGCGACGAGCCUCUCGGAACCGGGAGCUCUAGAGAGAACAUCAGUUACAGCGACUCUUCAGGUCCACCCAUGUACGAUUCAGAAGACUCCUCCUCCUAUGUGCCUGAGGACCUGAGCAUGGGCCACCACGGCAAGCUGGUGGUGAAGGAGGAGCCGUUGGAGGAGGCCGUGAGCGACAUGGACAACGCAGAGGCCGCCAAAGCCGGGCCAGAGGAACCCGGCGUGUGGCCGUGCGAGAAAUGCGGAAAUCUCUUCAGCUCUCGCAAAGACCUGGAACGACACCAGGAGCUGCUAUGCCACAUCAAGCCGUUCAUCUGUCACAUCUGCAACAAGGCCUUCAGGACCAACUUCCGCCUCUGGAGCCACUUCCAGUCCCACAUGUCAACUUCGAGCGAACCCGGAGCCAAAGAGAUCAACAUGCACCCGUCAUCUCUGUCUCCCUCCCCUCCCCUGACCCCACAAACCUCAGAGCGUCCCGCCCCGCAGGCCUCCGUGCUCAAGUCCACCCAGGCGGUGCCAGUCGCCGCGGUGAUGGCCGAGGAAUCCAGCAGCCCAGAGCCCUGUAGCUCGUCGGUGAGCAAGACAAGCAAGCCCGAACUGGAGCGGCAACCCAGCAGCCACAGCCCUCUGUCGAGGUCCGACAGCGUGGAGAAUCCAGGCGGCUCUCAGGAAUCAGACACACUCUUUUACCACGCGCCGUCUCUCUCGGCCCUGACGUUUAAGAGACAGUACAUGUGCAAGCUCUGCCACAGGACCUUCAAGACGGCCUUUAGUCUGUGGAGCCACGAGCAGAGUCACAGCCACAUGUAAGCAUCAGACAAACGACAGCAGUGCACUUCUCUCGAGAGACAAUACUUAAUAUUAGAAUAAACACACCUCAGCCUACAAAAGGAAGAUUUUGAAUGUAUAGCUUAUUUGCUUGCCUCCAGUGUCAUAUAUUAAAGUGGCCAUGUUCAUUAGAGGUGUAAACGUGAAUGUGCAAUCAAGUGCUAGAUUCCUCUGUGAGAUGAGAUUGAUUAUAAAUUGUUCUUGCUUUUCUUUCUAAAGGAUCUAUUAAUAUUUUAUCUGGUUGAAAUCUAUUUAGUUGUCUACUUGUAUUUACCUAUGUAGGUGUUUCGAGACAGCAAAGGUGUACGGUUGUACCCCUCAUUACUUCAGCUGUACCGUUUUUGGCUGAAGGGCCAGUCACACCAAACCGACAUCAAAGGAGUAGCACCGACUCUGGUAUUGUUUCACGUCGCCUCCGUCUGGGCCAGAAAGUUGCACUUAAACUAAUCACACGGUCCAAAGCCAACAGCCAGCCAGCUGAUGCUGCUGCAUUAGUGGAAAUGACUCCAGCUGAUGGAGGUAGUUUGUGUUCCUCAUUAAAAAAAAGUGAAACUGGAAGAAAAAGUGUUGUCCAGAGCUGGCCUCAUGCUGAUCAUUUGAUCUACAGUUUCUUUAGUGCAGACAUUUGUUGUAUUGUGAAAAGAUACACAAAUAUGAAUGAGAUGAGGAUGUAUAACAAUAAGAGCCCUCUGUCCGAUUUGUCAUUACGGCUUAUUUUUAGCACGUAAAUUUCUCCAGCAUUGUUUCACUAAUUCACCACGUUCAGUCGGCUUUAAAGCCACCGUCGGGUGUCUGACUCUUGCCAACGGUGCAGGAUGCUCCACAAAAACUGGGGCCACGGGUGCCCACCGACAUCCCAACAUCGGUCGGCAGCUGACCUUCGGCUCGGUGUGUCAUGGCCCUUAAAGUUGCAGUAAUAGAAGGGACAGCUACUGUAUAUACCAGGGGUGUCAAACUCAUUUUGGUUUGGCGCCACACACAGCCCAGUUUGUUCUGAAGCACGCCAGACAAGUAUCAUAACCUAUCAACCUAAUAAUAACCUUUAAGUUGAGACAACUCCAGACUUUUUCCAUGUGUUUUAGUGCAAAGAAGAAGUAAAUUAGGCAAAUGUUUACAUUUAAUAAACUUUCCUUUAAAAAAAAAAAAAAAAAGAGGAAAAAUAAGUGCAAUUUGGGCUCAGUGCUUUGUCCACUUCUCUCACUAAAACAGUGGAAAAAUUUGGAAAAGCAGUUACUGUUCAUUGAAAAAUCGCCAUCUUUGAUGUCAUUUUCACACUUUCAUGCAAGUUCAUGCCAAGGGCCAGAUUAGACCCUCUUGUGGGCUGCAUGUUUGACACCUGUGGUAUAUACAUUGGUCUCUCAGAGUGUGGGUAAGGUUCUUUAAGAGUUUGGAAGUUGCGGUUCAGAGUUGUGCUUUCGAUUUUGUUGGUCAAACCUAAAUAUACAUCUUUUGGUGUAAGUGGCAUCCCUCAAGAGGAAAUUGGUGGCCUCAACAAUGUAUUCAAUAUGCACUUUGUUUGACACUUGAUUUGUGGAAAGAUAUAUAUAUAUGUAUGUAUAUGUGUGUAUAUAUAUAGAGAGAGAACGAGAGUCUGCCUGGAUCUUUUAAUUUACAUAAUUGAGAUUUUCGGCUGCAGGAGUAAAAAUGAUAAAUAGGUCCCAACGUUUUUUGUUUUGUUUCCUCCUACUUAUCGUUCAUUUGUUCUCCUCUAGUUGAGCCUCAGAUUGCCUUUGCAUCAUUUGGUUUAAUGGUGAAUAAGAACUUCAGUAUAAUAAAUCAAAUCUGAACUGACAGUAUAUCAUAUAUCAAACACACUUCAGAUAUCUGUUGUUUUAAGCAUAGAAUUUCACUAUGCAGCCUUGUUGAAUCGCUUACCGACUUCAUCCAGCAUUUACAAACAAUGUAUCUUCCUAAUCGUUAGCCUGCUGAACCUUGUCAACCUACACACACGAACGAGACAGUCCAGUCAUCUGACACUUUUCUGCAGGCAAAUGGUUGCAAGUAAACUUUAUAAAAGGUGCUCUGGCCGGUGUAGUGAGAAGUGUGGGGGCUGUCGGAAAAUAUGAUCUGGCCAGGUUGAUUGGAUAGCAUCCUAAAUUCAAGCUAACAUCAUUCAAGUAUUUGGCUCAUGACACCAGCUACAGGAAGUCAAUCAAUAUUUACUGCACGGAAGCUUUCAGGAGAUUUUUGUGCUGCAGUAUCGCAAUGCAAUGUAUGGUUACACUCAAACAAGAAAUACAGAAACAGUCCUUCAUGUCUAUCGGACAUAGUCACAAUUUCUGAGUCACUAAAUCUGUGCAGGACCAGUGUUAUGUAAAUACUUAAACACUGAUUUUUCUUUUUUCUUUUUUUUUUUUGCAGUUGAACCCACAUGAUAAUUAACAGAGCUUUACAGUGCUUUGAUGGCCUUAUGCAACUUUAAAAAAAAAAAAACAUUUUGUGGAUAUUACUUUACAUAAAAGCACAAUAGUUUCAGAAAACUUUGACUCAGGCAUUUUGAGGAGGUGACGCAAAGAGGAGGGAGGCACGGGAAUGUUUUAUUCUACAAACGGCGACGGAGUGUUCCUGCUUCCUAAAGAUUUAUUAUAAAAGAUUGUGUUUUGAUUGUAUUCCAGCUGUUUUACAAUUGCAUUCUUGUACAAGUAAAUACUUUGCUUCGGCUUGAUGGAAUAGAACUUUGUUGUCAGUUAUUAUGAUUAUUACUGUUUGGGAGAAGUCAAAGAGAUCUGCACCGUGAUGUUAAAUUCUUUGCAGAAAUUCUGUAUCGAUAAUAGUGCUCUUAUUUUUUCUUAUGAGAAAAACCUUCUCGACGAGAUGAUUAGACUUGUGUACAUGGAAGUGUUUGUAUUCUAAAUUUUGUACCAAUUUUGUUAGUAAAGAAAAGUUUUAUCUUUUUAGUAUUCCUGUGCUCUCACUGCAAUAAUGAAUAUUUGUAUUUGCGUUAUUGUUGCUUUUGGAGACUUGCAGCUGCUUUGUGUUUAAGUUUUUCUACAGUUUUUGUGCUUCAUUUCUGUAAUAAAGAGUAACGGUGGAGUGUAUAUAUAUAUACAUAUAUAUAUACAUAUAUACAA
This is a messenger RNA of Mugil cephalus (flathead mullet), 6723 nucleotides long. RefSeq names its product zinc finger and BTB domain containing 21 (gene zbtb21). Gene Ontology annotation, molecular function: protein binding; DNA-binding transcription factor activity, RNA polymerase II-specific; RNA polymerase II cis-regulatory region sequence-specific DNA binding. Bases 569 to 3634 code for a protein of 1021 amino acids. Gene Ontology annotation, biological process: regulation of transcription by RNA polymerase II. The record is from RefSeq and is a predicted model, not a curated record. The transcript has 2 exons. NCBI's taxonomy places the organism in Eukaryota, Metazoa, Chordata, Actinopteri, Mugiliformes, Mugilidae. Gene Ontology annotation, cellular component: nucleus.